AUGGUUCACAAUAUUGAUUUAUUUUGCAAUCACAGCAAUUCUAUAGACUUCAAAAUUAAUUUCGCUGAUAUACAAAAAAAUGUGAGUCGCUUUGACGAGGAUGUAUUAGAUGCAAGCUUUGUUAUCGUGUGGGAAACUGCAGUUAUGCCGCUUUCAAAGGGCGAAAGAAUUUUGUUUUUUGUUCUUACCACUAUCAUCUGUACGGUCGCAUAUUUGGGGAAUGUUUUGGUCCUUUAUGUGAAUUUUACCAGGAAACAGAGAUUGCUCUUCCGUACUUGCUUAAUAUCACUUGCCGUCAGUGAUAUAAUGUAUGUGCAAGUUACUUCUGUAGUUUAUUUACCGAGAUUGUUUAUUUCGCAAUCAGCUCUGUGGGUUCUUGGAUCGUUGGCAUGUGCAGUACUUCCAUUCUUGCAAACGUUAGCAAUUUUAGUCAACAGCAUAUUGCUUGUAUGUAUUGCAAUGGAUCGUUAUAUGGCUGUUGUAAGAAUAGCAAAAAGUCAAUGGGAACCAGGAAAAUUAUUUUGUUUCACCUGUUGUGUUCUCAUAUGGGGAAUGGCUGCUGGCAUUUCAUCGCCAAUGAUUGCAAUUUAUCAGUUCUACAAGUUGUAUGUAGUACCACUUCCUAAAGAUGAAGAUGAGGAACUUACUUACUAUAUUGGAAAUAUAUGUGCCAGCAGUAAGGAUCAAAAUUCGUAUUUCUUCUCAAUCAUUUUCUCAUUUAUAUUCGUACCACUCGUAAUAACCUUUAUAUGGAUGAAUACGGUCGUCGCACGAGAGAUUUGGAACCGUCGACAUCAGAACAACAAAGUUGUAGCAUCAAAUCCUACAAAUUCUAUGCCAUCGAUGCCUUCAUCCAUUCCAUCUUCAAAUGUAAACAGUCAAUCGAGUACGACAUUGAAUGAAAUGCCAACGGGAUGUUCUGAAAGGAAGCAACGUCAAGAACGAUUAUUCAGAGUAAUUCUGUUGUUGAUGUCUAUUUUCUUCAUAUGCCGCUUACCAACGUGGAUGUAUCUAAUUUAUCAACUCAACUCUAUGUCUACAGACCAUUAUUAUUGGCAUUUAUAUUUUUCGUUUGGAAAUCUCGCGCUUCUGAAUUGUGCACUUAAUCCAUACCUAUAUUCAUUCAUGAGUGAAACUAUUAAGGUUUUUUCGUUUUUGGGCAACAUCAUUCGAAGCUUGUUUUAUUCAGUUUGUAAUUUCUUCCAUAAAAAACAAUAA
Molecule: messenger RNA, 1218 nt
Organism: Chironomus riparius
Lineage: Eukaryota; Metazoa; Arthropoda; Insecta; Diptera; Chironomidae
Source: the annotation of a GenBank genome assembly